UAAAAUCACUAUUAUAUAUAUUAUAAUUUUAGUUGAUAAGCAAGAUGUUAAUGGAAUAUUCAACUUGAUCGACACCACCAAUCAGAUUGCUAAGUUUAAUUAGGGUUUGAAUGAAUUUAUAGAAUUUGAUUGGUGAUGUCCGUUUACAUUGUACGCAUCUGGAACUCAUUCUCUCACAGGCGUCAGCAUGAAAAGGCACCCUUAAAAUGUAGAUCUGCAAAAUCUGCAGAUGAGUGAACGGGCCUUGAAUUUGACACUUCGGCUGUCCCCGGGUCCCCCGGUCCCAUUCAGUUCCCCCGAUUGGCGUUGUUAUUUAUUAAUGUAAAACUAUGUAACGAUCAUUACAUAAGCGUGAAAUCCGGCGAAAGAAAAGCAGUGAUAAUCGGCGGUGAUAAGAGAUCUCUUUUGGUUGCUGUUAGAUUGUUAUAAUAAUAUCCAACAUGCUCACGCCAUUUGUAUACUGGGCCCAGACGGAGAGUCAAAUCACACUAAAAGUAGAUCUAACUGAUGUUAAGGAUCUUAAUGUCAAUCUAAAAGAAACUACGCUACAAGUUACAGCCUAUGGACAGGGAGCAAGAGGGUUAAAUAAUUACAGCUUUAAAUUGAAUUUUCAUUCACCUAUUGAUCCAAACGAGAGCAAUUACAAAGUAAUUGAUCGUGAGGUGGACUUUGUUUUGAGAAAAAGGUUUAAUGGUUGGUGGCCGAGAUUAACGAGUCAGCCACAGAAGCCUUCGUGGCUCAAAAUCGAUUUUGAUAAGUGGAAGAGCGAAGACAUGGACGACAAUGAGGACGAGAAACGUAACAUUCUUAACGAUUAUCCCGACAUGUACGAUAAGUUGCACAAAGAAGAAUUUGGUUAUAGAAAAGAAGAUUUCAAGAAAGUGUAUCUAGUCAUAUAUAAUCUUUGUCAAUUUGUUGGUUUCAUUUACGUGCUUGUUGUAAUGGCCAUAAGAUACUCGCGCAACGGACAAGAUUCUAUGAAGGAAACUUAUGACGCAGUUGGCAAUCCAAUGAAAUUUCUACAACUUUUACAAUUUUUGGAGGUGAUGCAUCCUAUGUUCGGAUACACGAAGAGCAGCGUGCUGAUGUCUUUACUGCAGAUGGGAGGUAGAACGUUCGUGCUGUUCUGCAUGAUAGAAGCCGAACCUCGUAUGCAAACCAAACCGAUCGUCUUUUAUUUAUUUCACUUAUGGAGCAUGGUGGAGAUAGUUAGAUAUCCGUACUACAUCACGCAAUUGCUGAACCUCGAGAUACCCUUUUUAACGUGGUUGAGGUACACGAUAUGGAUACCGUUGUACCCCUUGGGCUUUUUAUGCGAGGGUAUCAUAAUACUACGGAAUAUCCCAUAUUUCGAGGAGACUCAAAAGUUCACCAUUAGCUUGCCGAACCGCUACAAUUUUGCUCUUCACUUCCCAUCUCUUUUAAGAAUCUAUUUGCUUUUUUUAUUCAUGCCUGGAAUAUACACGCUAAUGACUCGUAUGUAUCAGCUGCGGUCUAGGAAACUUCAAAAGUCCAAUAUUAAGAAAAGGUACAAUUGAUUUCGCGGAGUAGGUAAUAAUCUCCGUGGGUUUGUCUCUUUUCAUCUGUAAUCGUUAUUGUGCAAAGAAUAAAAAAAGAAUAAGAUAUGUAAGUGAUAAGAUAGAAGUAACAAAGCUUUGUUUUGGAGAGGGAGAGAAUACACAGCUUUCAUAAUAAUGGUGUAAUUUUAUAUAGACAUUUAUAUGUAAUUCUUAUCAUUAAAUAUUUGUCAAGAGCAGAAUUUUGAAUUGUAUGCUCUAAUUGUAUAAAGCGAUUUUGUUUUUAAGCUUUGUUAUUCAGUAUACAAUUAAAUGCUAUGUAUGGAUACAUUGAACGCAGAACCUAUUUUCAUUCUGCGUACAUGCUAUAUUGUACUAAGUUUGAAAUAAUAUUACAUCACAGAUCUCAUUAAAUAAUUAUACAAUACGAUUAUUUGACUGCAUUUCAUGAAGUAAACGGCAUUACUAAGAAUUUAAUUUCUAAUUUAGGUAUAUUUAAAUCUUAAAUGUUUGAAUAUAUUGUACUUGAAGAAAUAAAGUAAGUCAUGUGAUUGGGACAAA
Messenger RNA from Monomorium pharaonis (pharaoh ant), 2078 nucleotides. It is a transcript of the gene Hacd2, whose product is annotated as very-long-chain (3R)-3-hydroxyacyl-CoA dehydratase. Gene Ontology annotation, molecular function: 3-hydroxyacyl-CoA dehydratase activity. Bases 441 to 1538 code for a protein of 365 amino acids. Gene Ontology annotation, biological process: fatty acid elongation; very long-chain fatty acid biosynthetic process; sphingolipid biosynthetic process. NCBI's taxonomy places the organism in Eukaryota, Metazoa, Arthropoda, Insecta, Hymenoptera, Formicidae. The record is from RefSeq and is a predicted model, not a curated record. The transcript has 6 exons. Gene Ontology annotation, cellular component: endoplasmic reticulum membrane.